AUGCAAUAUUCUAAUUUAAGAAGUAGAAUUGAUAAGUUUUUAUUAGAAGAAAAAAAGUUUUUAGUCAAAAGCAUAAUUAAAAAAAAACAAAUAAAUAUUUCUUACAAAACAAAGAAUGUGUAAAAAAAAGGAUAUUUUAUCUUUUUUAAAAUGAAUCAGGAUAAGAAUUUAAAACACAUGCAACAUAUUCCUUUUAAAAAGCCAAAUAAAUUUUUGAUCACAAAUUUCAUGCCAUUUAUUCCUCUUGGGAAUCUUGAAGCUACAAAAAAUCCUAAAGAAAGCAUCUAAUAUUAAAAAAGAAUUAAAGAACUCAUUUAAAACUAAAUAAAAAGAAAUAUUUCAAUUAAAAAUGUUUUAUAAACUCAUUUUAUUAAUUGCUUUAACGAAUAAAUUAACUUCUUUGAUAGUUUAUAAGUUUACCUGAGCCAUUUUAAAGAUAAUUGA
This is a messenger RNA of Tetrahymena thermophila SB210, 444 nucleotides long. RefSeq lists its product as hypothetical. The transcript is spliced from 2 exons. The record is from RefSeq and is a predicted model, not a curated record. NCBI's taxonomy places the organism in Eukaryota, Ciliophora, Oligohymenophorea, Hymenostomatida, Tetrahymenidae.